Messenger RNA from Auxenochlorella protothecoides, 345 nucleotides. RefSeq lists its product as hypothetical. Lineage: Eukaryota; Viridiplantae; Chlorophyta; Trebouxiophyceae; Chlorellales; Chlorellaceae. The transcript has 3 exons. Bases 1 to 345 code for a protein of 114 amino acids. The record is from RefSeq and is a predicted model, not a curated record.
AUGUCUCUUCGCUACAUCCUGCUCAUGCAACGGGAUGUGGCAGCAGCCGCACGAUACUACAAUGAAGGGCUGGGGCUCCCCCUAAAAGUGUUGACGGAGCGAUGGGCGGAGCUCCAAAGCGGGGACACGACCAUCGCGUUGCAGACGGCGCCGGGAGAGGCCUACUGUACAACUGGGUUCAGUCCAGUGUUGAGCUUCAAUGUUGAGAGUAUCCAGGAUACACUGACCCGCCUCUUGACGAUGGGAGGACGCAUGGACGGCAAGAUCCACCACUCUGUGUAUGGCAAGGUUGCCUCCAUCCGAGGACCAGAUGGGCACAUGAUCAGCUUGGUCGAGGAAGACUGA